CGGGGGCCCCCGUCCUGCUGCAGCAGCAGCACCACUCGCAGUCAAGCAGCGGGACUCCAGGCUCUCACUUCCCCAGCUGCUGACGUCAGCUGGCAGCCUGGGCUGUGCUCGCCGCUCCGCACAUAGCGCCGAGAAAAAUGCUGCUCUCCGUACCGCCAAGGGCAGGAAUCAACCCAUACAACGGCUAUAACAGCAGAAACAGCAAAAAGCAGGCCUAUGUGUCCUCCGGCCACCAGAUGGCGCCCCCCAGUCCCAACACCAACAGCAGCAGCAACAGCAGCAGCGGGGGAGGGGAACAGCUGAGUAAAACGAACCUGUAUAUCCGCGGCCUCCAUCCGGGAACCACGGACCAAGACCUGGUCAAACUCUGCCAACCGUACGGCAAGAUUGUGUCGACCAAGGCCAUCUUGGAUAAAACCACCAACAAAUGUAAAGGGUAUGGCUUUGUGGACUUUGACAGUCCAGCAGCGGCACAGAAAGCUGUUACAGCUCUGAAGUCCAGCGGGGUCCAGGCUCAGAUGGCCAAACAACAGGAGCAGGACCCCACCAACCUCUACAUAUCCAACCUGCCAGUGUCCAUGGAUGAGCAAGAGCUGGAGAGCAUGCUCAAGUCCUUUGGCCAGGUCAUUUCCACACGUAUCCUGAGAGAUGCCAACGGGACCAGCCGUGGUGUGGGAUUUGCCAGAAUGGAGUCUACAGAGAAGUGCGAGGCCAUAAUUCAGCAUUUCAACGGGAAAUUCAUAAAGACUCCACCAGGAGUGCCUGUGCCCACAGAGCCCUUAUUAUGUAAGUUUGCCGACGGAGGUCAGAAGAAGAGGCAGAACCAGGGGAAGUACCUCCAGAAUGGAAGGCCCUGGGCUAGAGACGGAGACACGGGAGGAAUGACGCUUGCGUAUGACCCCACAGCCUUACAAAAUGGCUUCUACUCCUCACCCUACAGUCUGGCUCCAAACCGAAUGAUCGCCCAGACUUCCCUCUCACCCUACAUGCAUUCUCCAGUCUCUUCCUACCAGGUACACAGCCCGUCCUGGAUGCACCAUCAGUCAUACCUCAUGCAGCCAGCUGGUACAGUUCUUACCCCAACAAUGGAUCACGCUAUGUCCAUCCAGCCCACGUCCAUGAUGGGUCCUCUUACCCAGCAGCUAAGCCACCUGUCCCUGGGCAGCACGGGCACAUAUAUUCCGGCCAACACAACUAUGCAGGGGACCUACAUCCCCCAGUACACCCCAGUGCCUCCCUCCAGUGUCCCAGUAGAGGAAAAUGGCGGUCAGCAGCAACAGGUUGCCAUGGAUACUCCUGCAGAGCACACAAACUACUCGUACCAACACACCAAGUGAAGCUAAGCUCCCUGCAGGGUGGGGCUGAGGGCACGAAAUGAAUCCAACCAAACAGGAUUCAGCUGGAAGAGAUCUGUGCUCCAUACCAUCACCAAGCACCCGGACUUGAACAUGGAUAACAAAAGGAACGUGUGUGUGUGUGUGUUUUUGUUUGUCUGUUUGUUUGUUUGUUUUUGUUUUUUGGGUUGUUUGUUUGUGUGCGAAUGUGUGUAUGUCUGUAAUUUUUUUUUUUUUUUUUUAAGAAAAAGGACAACACUUAACUUCAUUGGACUUUUCUGCUCACAUCCUCAAGAGUUGAUCAACCAAAGGUGGGAAUCUUCUUCAGAGAAGCUUUGAUCUAUUUUGAUAACUGAAAAAGGAACAUAACAAGAAGUUUAAAAAAAAAAAAAACACAGAAAAAAAAAACUUAAGAGGGGAGGAAAAGACACAGAGCAUUAUUUUUGUGCACGUAAUAUAACAAAUUCUUAUUUUUAAAAAAGCAUUCUGGACGUUUCAGAGUGAUUCAAGGAAGAGUUGAAACACAAUGUGUCUUUUAUUUUUUUGUAAAAUAUGCAAACUUUUAUUUUUAUUUCCUGAUGUCUGUUGUUUGACAUUCUAUUUGCAGCAGCGGGGGCAAAAAUUUGUACAGAUUUAAAAACUUGCAAACACUUUUGCUGGUCUGAUGUGUUGAGUCAUUGUCAACUGUGGGAGGCAAACCGUUUAAAGCUACUUCUUCCUGUAACUGCUGCAGAGAUUUCUAUUCACGCACAGAUGAUAAUAACAUUGACUGUUUAUAGUUUAGUCAAAUUCCUUUUUUUUUUUUUUUUUUUUUUUUUUUUAAUUUUAAACCAUUCUUUCAUAAGUGAACAAAAGACAAUCAAUUAUUUCUAUUUAUAUUUGAAUUAUAGUUCUAUUUUUUAGAGUUUUUAGAUCAUUGAAACAUUUAUAGAAAAGAAGUUAUUUAAUACUGUAGUCUGUAAAGACAAGAUGAAAUUGACUUUAAUGGAUCUUUACUCCACACAUUAAUGAUGAGCUCUGAUAUUUGGCUCAUGGAAAUUAUUCUUAGGUUUUUUUUUUUCUUUGGUUGGAUGACUUCUAAUUCAGUUCAAGUCCUUUGUGCACCAUCGAAAGACAACAACAAAAAUGACACCUGUUCAUACAAAUAGUCGUCCUGCUCUGUUAUGAUGUAACUCCACGUUGCAUCCGUGUCCAUGAGAAGUGGUUUUAAGCGGUUUUGUUGUGGCAAACCUUCAGGUAUCAUUAAAAUUCAUCCUCGUGCCGUCGAAGGGAUGAAGUGAACAUGCUUUAGAUCUGAGCAGUUAGAUUACUGAGACGUAAUGUGUACAAAGAACAAUGCAGUUACUAAAUUAAGACGUAGCUUAGCAGAAAGCAAUGAGGGAAAUCAAAUAGAAGACUCGCAAAAUCCCUGAGAAUAAUUUGUCCGACAGGAAAGGGAGCUGUAAGUCUUUUUGUUUUUCAAUGCUGCUGUUGUCACCUGAGUUUGAUUUUCUGUCAGUGAUUUUUAGUUUGUAGAAAGUUAAAUGUCUUCUGUUUUUUUCUUUUUUUUUUUUUUCUCUUGUCUGUCACUUGAAAACCUUUGUGAUAAUUUGCCUUAUUUUUUGGAUGAAUUUAUCUUUGAAGUAGAUUUAGAUUUUAGCUGUAGAUCUUAGCUUUUCCUAGAGAGUAGAUGUUAGCUUUUCUCCACGUAGGGAUUGAUGCUGUUUUCUUGUGCACAUCGAGUUUUGUUUUACACACGAAUUUCCGUUCCCAUCCUUGUGUCGUCUUGUCCUGAUACUGUGUCGGGCCUGUUUGUAGAAAGUCUUUUUUUUUUCAGAGUGGAGAGCUGAACCAAACAAUGACUUCAUUUUUAGUGCUGAUCCAAAAAGAUUCAUACUGACGCCGCAUCAGUGUUGUGGCUCCGAGAGGCUUCAUUACACACAAGCCCGGGUAUGUUUCGGUUUCAGUCGAGUGAAGCUCAUGUCACCACAUACAGUACAUCCAAAUAUGUUGAACUUUAAUUUAUACAGACAUCAAAAAACUGUAGAUAUGUAGAUAAUAGAAAUAAUGGUUUUACAAAGGACUGCUCACUAGACCAUGGAAGUGCCAUUAAAGACGAUUCUUACAGCCUUUAGUGAGACAGCAAAGUCUGAAUGAAUUUGUGAGUGAUCCAAAAUUCAGCAAAAACUAUUUUUAGCUAAGCCUUAAUGUUUUUUCUCUGGAUGAACUGCCUGAUCUCUCAUAGGAUUGACACUAAGUUGUAUAUACUACGGAAAUGGCAACAGGCUUGUUUGAAUGCCACCGAGUUAGUCGUCCUGUCAGUCGAGUUAGCUGUAGGGUUACGAGGAGCCUUUCUUCCUGCUCUUCAACUGUUCGUGUUUGAAUCCAGUGAAAAACACAGCGUGAUACCGUCUUUUUCUCAAGGCUCGCAGUUUAAUGAUUCUGUUUCUGACUCUGUAUUGUCUUUGGAUUUUGUUUUUUCACACAUCAUCUUUUUUUUUUCUUUUUGCUGUGUGUUUCUGUUGUUCAAUUCUGCAACCAAAGAUGUUGUAGCCACCCUUCUUUUAGCUCUCGGUCGCAGGUAAACUACGCUCAUCCAUAGACGAUCAUCUGUUGUGUGUGGCUAGAUGAAAAAAAAAAAAAAAAACAUUUUGACUGGUUCUGAUAGAUUCAGAAAGAGAGAGAUCACAAUAACGGUGUUUACAUGCAGGAAAUAUUCCACAUUAUGACAGUCGAGAGGUUUUGUGAGAGCAUUUUCUGGGCACUAAAGUAUCAAGUAUUUUGGCAGAUUUUUCAAAACGAACAACUAAAAAAAAAAUGAUCUGGUUUUGUUUACAUGCAUCAACAGAACUGAGUUUCCGUCAGUUUAUGUAAUGGAGUGUUGGAGUGCAUGUAAACAGACUCAUUAUGAACUUUAUUGGCUUCAGCAGACGCCCAGCAGGAACACAGAGCGCAGCUUUUAUGAGGGUGAGAGUUUUCAGACACGAGAGCUAAUUUUGUAAAUAGUCUUUUUUUUUUUUUUCUUCCACUUGCUCUUUACACCAUUCUGUUUGUUUCUUCUUGCGUGUUUCCUUGAUUUUUUUAUGAUUUAUAACCUGUCCAGAUAACACAGUGACUAGCAAGUUUUCAGAUUCAGUGCACCAUGAAGGAAAAUGUCAUGGAUAUUGUUUAUAUGUUCAGAGAAAUGAUAUUCCAUGUAUUAGCCAUCACUUUUAAUACAAAAACAGGAUUUUGGAACUAUGAAAUGACCACUUGUUACAACACAGUGUUUAUUUAUUCUUAUUUUAAUUUUUACAAACUUGUCAGCAGAAAUAAUAAUAACAAGAAAUCAUGAUGCCCGAAAAUGAAUUUGCAUCAUGACAAUGACAGAACCUUAAGUUACAUUUAAAUUGGAGGAAUACAAAGAUCAGUGGUGUACUCUAUAGACAGUACACAAUAUUUGACAGAAAAGAAAUCUCCUUGUACUGAUUAUUUUUAGUCUACACCAAUUUGAAAAUCCUCUUUAUGUCCAUCCUAAUGUAGAUUUGAUGGCUUAUUUCAUAGCUUCAAAAUGUUUUGCUGCUAAAACAGGAUUUCCAAACAGGUGGUUAGAUGUUGCCCAGUCUGAAUUUUCAAAAUGUCUCCUAACUUAGUUGAUUCUAGUGGCCCUCAUCUGUUUGGUUUUUAAUGAAAACUUAAUGAUAAUAAUAUGUAGUAAAUAGUUUACUAUUAUCUUGCUAAUGGGUAGUUUAAAUAUUUUUAUUUUAAAUGUCAUCUUAAGGAGACAUUUCUGAACAGGAAAUACUAAAAACAUGUCUUGUUGCUCAACACUGUAUGAACCAGGUUUGUGUGAAUCACAGACAUUUUGAAAAUCCGAUGGGCCUGUCUCACUUCCUGUUUGUGAACAGUUUUCUUAUUUAUACAAGAACUCAUUUUGUACAGUUUUGUUAGAGGAAAGAGGUUUUGAUAUUUGGUUUUUUUGCAAAGCCACUUGGCUACUUUUGUCUUCCUGUGCCAGAGUUGCUAAAAUUGUCUGUAACUUGUGUUUUUUUUAUUGAUUGAGAUAAGAUUUUCCUUCUUUCUUGGUUUUCUCUUUGAAUUUGAAUAUGUCAGUUUUUCUUCCUUUUUUUUUUUUUUAAUAAAAGUCUUGUUUCAAUGA
Messenger RNA from Seriola aureovittata, 5451 nucleotides. Its product is annotated as RNA-binding motif, single-stranded-interacting protein 2-like. The coding region runs from base 138 to 1337 and encodes 399 amino acids. The record is from RefSeq and is a predicted model, not a curated record. NCBI's taxonomy places the organism in Eukaryota, Metazoa, Chordata, Actinopteri, Carangiformes, Carangidae. Gene Ontology annotation, cellular component: cytosol; ribonucleoprotein complex. Gene Ontology annotation, molecular function: mRNA binding. The transcript has 14 exons.